AGUCAGUGGCCCGACUAUUACCCGAAGAGUUGAAUGAAAUCACGGGAUGGAGAGACGCUUGACUCGCACGCUCGCUCCCGGGGAUGUCAUCGAGUUUGCAAAGGAAAUGUCCACCUGCUUGCUUCCCCGAGGGAGCGAGCUGCUGGAAAGAAUGCGUAACCGGAAACAUCGGCGUCAUCGAUCGAGAGCUCAAUCCCAGCACAAUGUCCACUGGGACCAAUGGCUUCGGCUGCUACGAGCGCAGCGUGGUAUGCAGGCUGGACGUGGGGCAGAAGGGGCGUGCUCAGUGCGGCGUAAUGCGUGGAAAGUGGGUCAACGUACUGCAUUGUACUUGUAGCCGAUACCUUGAUGGAAGAACAGUCGCGAUACUCCUGCUUGGGCAGCAUUGAAUAGGUAGUCCGUGGUCCAGA
Molecule: messenger RNA, 410 nt
Organism: Mycena citricolor
Lineage: Eukaryota; Fungi; Basidiomycota; Agaricomycetes; Agaricales; Mycenaceae
Source: the annotation of a GenBank genome assembly